Molecule: messenger RNA, 1272 nt
Organism: Cavenderia fasciculata
Lineage: Eukaryota; Evosea; Eumycetozoa; Acytosteliales; Cavenderiaceae
Exons: 2
Coding region: 1-1272 (423 amino acids)
Biological process (GO): tRNA methylation
Source: RefSeq, a predicted model, not a curated record
AUGUCUUUUAAUACUCAACCAACAGAGAAUGAAAGAUUAGAACAAAUAUCAAAAUCAAAAUGUCAAUAUUGGAUUAUAAAUAAACGUAAAAAUAGAUCAUUCUUUUGUAAAUUACAAUUGUCAAAUGAUAAAGAUAAAGAUGAUAAAGAUCAAUCAAUCUAUUGUAAACAUCAUCAAAAAGAAUUAUCAAAUAACAAUAAUGAUCAAAAAGAAAAGAAAAAGAAGAAAGAGAUAAUAAUCAAUCAACAACAACAACAAUAUUAUAAAGAAAAUAUAAAUGGAAAUUUACCAAUAUUUAAUACAAUACCAUUAUCAAACAUUUCAACAAUUGAAUUGAAUGAAAUUUCUAUUAAAUUGGAUAAUAUAUUUAAUCAAUUAUUUCCAAAUGGUAUUGAAACCUAUAUUCAUCAACACUCUUCAUUUAAUCAAAUUUCAAAAAUUGAAUCAAUAUCAAAAUUAAAACAUUUAAAACAAGAAUCUUGUAUUUUAUCAAUUAUUGAAAGAGAAGGAUUAUUAAAAAAGGAUUCAAUUUUUUUGGAAUUUGGUGCUGGUAGUGGUAAAUUGGGAUAUCAUGUAUUUAGUGCGUUGGAAAAGGAAUCUGGUCAUAUCAUGAUUGAUCGUCAAAAGUUUAAAUCAUUAAAAUCAAAAGAUUUGGCAAUCAAGAAUGAAAAAUCUUGUACAUACUUUGAAAGAUGUUUGAUUGAUAUUAGACAUUUUGAUUUAAAAUCAAUUCCCAUUUUAUCAAACAAUACGCAAAAUUAUACUAUUAUUAGUAAACAUUUAUGCGGAUGUGCAACAGAUUUUACUUUAAAAUGUAUCUAUAAUACAAAAAAGGAAAGAGAUUUGGAUGGAUUCAAAGGUAUUGCAAUUGCUACUUGUUGUCAUCAUCUUUGUACUUGGGAUUCUUAUAUCAAUCAAUCAUUUAUUAAAGAUGUUAUUGGUUUAUCGGAACAAGAAUUUAAUACUUUGGUAUCAAUUACUAGUUGGGCUACUUUAAAUAAGAAGAAGAAGAAGGAGGAGGAGGAGGAGGAGGAAGAGGAAGAGAAAAUGAAAGAAAAUAUGGAAAAUGUGGUGACCACCACCAAGAUUGAUGGAGUAAAUUAUGAUUUGGUCUUUUCAAAAGAGAGAAAAGAGGAAUUGGGUUACAAGGCAAAAAGAAUAUUGGAUCAUGGUAGAUUAUUGUUUAUUAGAAAUAGUUUGGGUUUGGUAAAUAGUCGAGUGCAGAUUUAUACUGAUCUUUCAAAGGAAAAUUUGGUUAUUAGUGGUCAUUAA